Vombatus ursinus (common wombat) is the source of this 713-nucleotide messenger RNA. RefSeq names its product small integral membrane protein 11A (gene SMIM11). NCBI's taxonomy places the organism in Eukaryota, Metazoa, Chordata, Mammalia, Diprotodontia, Vombatidae. The record is from RefSeq and is a predicted model, not a curated record. The coding region runs from base 347 to 535 and encodes 62 amino acids. The transcript has 4 exons.
CAUUACUUGAAAUCAAAACAUCUAAGCCUUGAUAAGAGACUUGAAAAGCAAGAAACAAAAGAACAGUGCAUAAAAUACAAAACACAGCCCACAGACAGAGAUAGGAGGUGUGGAGUGAAAGGCAAAUAGGAGCCACAUCCUAUUUCCACAGAGGGCAUAUAAAUCUUCAGUAAAGACUGCAGUGAAACCCGCUCACCUCUGAGAAGCACAUUCUUCAUGAACAGCUGCAGUAAGGAUCUGUCUGCAUUCAGAAAGAUAAGUGGGAUCUGCCUCUUUUUCCUUUCUCUGCUUCCUUUGUUCUCUCCUGGUGACCUCUAGCCAGGAGCAGUUUCACAAUUGAUCCAAUAUGCGGGAGCCCUCCUCCAAGGCUUGGGAAAACUUUCCUCUUCUGAUCUAUAUUUUGAUCGCAAAAUCUAUAAUUCUUUGCUUGGCAUUUGCCGGAGCCAAAAUGUGGCAGAGAAAAAGACUGGAAGCACAAAGGCAACAAAAAUUGGAGGCCACACCAAAAAAAAUGAUUGAGAAGAAAGAUGAGUGACGUGUCUCCCAAAGAUUCUGCAAACUGUCUGGUGAUUUGGAUAGACUCCAAUUCUAGGAGUUUGGUGUGUCAAGGGAAUAUAUCCCCGCCUGUAACUUCAACUUAAAACAGUGUAUAAGUUUGCAUAUGCUUUAUUAGGAAUUGGCAUCUAAUUUACAUAUUAAAAUGGUAUUCUCAA